This is a messenger RNA of Hyla sarda, 1947 nucleotides long. It is a transcript of the gene FTCD, whose product is annotated as formimidoyltransferase cyclodeaminase. The transcript is spliced from 14 exons. The coding region runs from base 516 to 1913 and encodes 465 amino acids. The record is from RefSeq and is a predicted model, not a curated record. NCBI's taxonomy places the organism in Eukaryota, Metazoa, Chordata, Amphibia, Anura, Hylidae. Gene Ontology annotation, molecular function: transferase activity; folic acid binding.
CUCAGCAACUUUUCCUCUGGACAGGAUUUGAGAAAUCUCCCCCAUGAUCCUAAAAACUUUCAUUCUUCCUUAUUAUUAUGUGCUACUUUCAUGUGCUGUUGGCCAGGCGUUGUAUGACCAGUUUUUUCAAUAAGUGUUUGCGGAAGACCAGAGUGCCUUAUCACUAAUUUCUUUUGGAUUUUGGAUCUAUGUUUUGGAUGAGCAUUGGGAGCACGUCCGCAUUGAAGGGUGCGUGAGUAGGGACAGCAGUAACCACAGAAGUCAGUCCUUGAGUAGCAGUGCCGACACGAAGUGUCUUUUCUUAUUUCAAGAUUUUGAUAAAUCUCCCCCACUGUAGUACGUUAAAGACUAUUGAUGCACUGGCAGUAGCUAUUUCUGAGACAGAAGGAUGUCGAUUAUUAGAUGUAGACCCUGGAGCAUCCACCAACAGAACAGUGUACACCUUUGUGGGAACACCAGAGGCAGUUGUUGAAGGAGCGCUAAAUGCGGCUCGUGUUGCUUUUAAGUUAAUUGAUAUGAGUAAACAUAAAGGGGAGCACCCUCGUAUGGGUGCUCUGGAUGUGUGCCCCUUUAUUCCUGUCCGGAAUGUGACCAUGGCUGAAUGUGUUUCCUGUGCAAAAAACUUUGCUGAAAAACUUGCAAGUGAACUGCAUGUCCCAGUGUAUCUUUACGCAGAGGCCGCACGCACUGAAAGUAGAAGGACUCUGCCAGCUGUCAGAGCUGGAGAAUAUGAAGCUCUUUCCACCAAGUUACAAAAUCCAGAAUGGAAACCAGAUUUCGGAGAACCAGUUUUUGUUCCAAACUGGGGGGCAACUGUGACAGGAGCUCGGAAAUUUCUCAUAGCAUACAAUAUCAAUCUUUUGACUACUAAAGAACUAGCUCAUCGCAUUGCACUUAACAUCAGAGAAGGUGGUCGCGGGAAAGAUCAGCCUGGACGACUAAAAAAGGUGCAAGCAAUUGGCUGGUAUCUGCAGGAAGAGAAUCUGGCACAAGUAUCUGCAAACUUGUUGGAUUAUGAAAUUAGCCCUCUUCACAUGGUGUAUGAAGAAACACAAAAAGAUGCCAAGGAGUUAAACCUUCCAAUUCUUGGCUCCCAGCUGGUGGGUUUAGUUCCACUUCAAGCAUUGCUGAUUUCUGCUGAAUAUUAUAUUAAAGAAGAAAAUUUGUUCAUACUGGAAGAAGAACACAAAAUUCGACUGGUUAUUAACAGACUAGGAUUGGACUCUCUGGCUCCCUUUGAACCACGGAAAAGAAUUAUUGAGUAUCUUGUUCAAGAUGACACAUCUGGGGCACUUAUCACACAGACUUUAAAAGGAUUUGUGCACAGUGUGGGGGCACGGUCUGCUACUCCUGGAGGUGGCUCUGUAUCUGCCGCUGUGGCUGCUAUGGGAGCAGCACUUGGAUGUAUGGUGGGACAGAUGACUUAUGGAAAACGCCAAUAUGAGUCUCUGGAUGGAGUGAUGAGAGAGUUGAUCCCUCCUUUCCAUAAUGCAAUUGAUCAUUUGCUGGCUCUUGUAGAUUCAGACUCCAAUGCAUUUGGAAGCUAUAUGGCUGCUCUCAAGCUCCCCAAAAACACUGAAGAUGAACAACAGAAGCGUUUCCAGGCUUUACAGAAUGGCUUGAAGGAGGCAGUGGGUGUUCCCCUAAGUCUGGCUGAGAAAAUAAACACUUUGUGGAAGCCACUGGUGGAACUUGCAAAACAUGGCAAUACAUCAUGUUUAUCAGACUUGCAGGUGGCAGCUAAAGCUUUAAAGACCGGCGUAUUUGGAGCUUAUUUCAAUGUUCUAAUCAACCUCAAAGAGAUCAAGGAUGAAGAAUUUAAAAGUCAGACUGAGAAGAAGGUUUCCCAUCUUUUGGACGAGGCAAAGAAGUCUGCUAAAUCUGUGCUGCUAUUAUGCGAGACACGAAGAUAAAAGUGAACAAAAAUUAAAAAAUGUAUCUGCUGGC